Messenger RNA from Elaeis guineensis (African oil palm), 961 nucleotides. RefSeq lists its product as uncharacterized. NCBI's taxonomy places the organism in Eukaryota, Viridiplantae, Streptophyta, Magnoliopsida, Arecales, Arecaceae. The record is from RefSeq and is a predicted model, not a curated record.
UUGUUCUUUUUCUUCCUUCGCCAAUCUCUUGACGAAGACUGUCUCCUCCUCCUUAAAUUCUAUUUGCAUUUGUUUGGGCUUUCUUGUAAGGAGCUUUAUUUGGUCUUGCAAGCUUCUAGUUAGCAUUAAAGCACAAAACCAACCAAUGUUUUCUUGUUGGAAAAUUUAAUUUGGUAGGUGGGCUUUGUCCAUAUAGAUCCAGAAAUGUACACAUGGAGUUUCUUGUGGUUGUUUUGUUUGCCUUAUGGUAUCCUAUUCGUUCUAUCUUCAAGUUUAUUGUAUUCAUUGCAAUUCUUUUCUGGGUUGCCAGAGAGAUGAAGACAGCUCCUGUUUUCCCUAAGGGUGAGGUUGGGGAUUGCAAUGGGUUUGGUUAUGAUCCUCAGUUGGAUUUCUCAAAGAUUUUAGAAGAAGCAAGCAAGCAUACAAAUGAUGUGAAAUUCUCGUUGUCACCAGUGUACUCAGAAGAAAAGAAGGUUGAGGUUGAAGCUGCGAAGAACAAAAAGUCAUGGAAAAGAUCAUUGUUCUUCUGGUUUAAGCUUGGCAAGAAGAGCUCAAAACACAGUAGAACAUCCAAAACCAAUGCCUCAAAUUGCUCUCAUGUUCCAAAUCAUAAACAUGGUCCAGUUUCAGGUCCGUUAUUUGGAAAUGGAGGUAACUUGGCUCAUAUCCAGCGUAGCAUUCGACGCUCGACAUCGGGGCCCCUUGCUAGUUGCUUCACUCCGACAAGAGCAGAAGAAAAUGAAGUACGUUACAUGUGUCUAGCCCAACAAAGUCAUCCUUCAGUUGUUCAGGCUUUUGGGCCAAUCUACCUGGUCACAUGAACAUCAUUCUUCAGUAAUAGAAUAUAGGAUCAUUUAUUCCCUUUUGGAAUAUAGAUUAGAGAGUUGUGCAUGUUGUCUUGUUCUUUUUGACAGUUUCCUCAUCAGUUUCCAAUGCAUCUCGCUCAACAUGGAUUCUACGA